Messenger RNA from Pocillopora verrucosa, 2576 nucleotides. Its product is annotated as kelch-like protein 8. NCBI's taxonomy places the organism in Eukaryota, Metazoa, Cnidaria, Anthozoa, Scleractinia, Pocilloporidae. The record is from RefSeq and is a predicted model, not a curated record. Gene Ontology annotation, molecular function: protein binding.
UCAUAUGGCCGCCAUUUCAUUGUGGUAUACGCGGCAUCCUUGAGGCUAAUUUGAAACUUCUCCACCGUUUCCUGUUCCUGAAUUUCGUGUCUACCAGCUGCUGUGAUCGAAUUAAGGCUGCUAAGUCGAUGACGGUAUUGUGAUCGUCGAAACUUCGGAGCUUCGGAACUUCAGACUUAAAAUUUGCCUUGCUAGCAUAUUGCAAAUUAUGGGAGACAUAAUAGUUGACACUUUCCACUACGAAGCACACAGUCUGUCGAACGAGGCUUUUGAAGUGUUAGUUCAGUUUUUUAGGGAGAAGAAGCUAUGUGAUGUAAUCAUUCAAGCUGGAGAGCGAAAAGUCAAGUGCCAUCGUGUAGUUUUGUCUUCGUGCAGUCCAUAUUUCCGCGGAAUGUUUACGAAUGACAUGAUAGAAUCCUCCAAAGACACUGUUGUUAUUCAGGGAUUAUCCGAAGAAGCGGUCAUUCAAUUGAUUAACUUCAUUUACACACGAAAAAUUACGAUCAGUAUUGACAAUAUUGAAGCUUUACUGACUGCAGCUGCCGUGUUUCAACUGGAUCUCGUUGUUCAUGCUUGUUGUGAGUUUAUGAAGCGGCAUCUUCACCCGUCAAAUUGUUUGGAAAUGAGAGCGUAUGCAGAGCUUCAUGGAUGUAGAGACUUUAUUGAAGCGGCAGAUGCUUACUCAAGAAGUUGUUUCUUGAGUCUUAUGAACACAGAGGCCCUUCUUAAAACCUCUUUUAGACAUUUUCUCGCCAUUAUCUCUGGGGAAGACCUUUACGUAAAACGCGAAGAGCAGGUUUUUGAGGCUAUUAGUGCCUGGGUACGCUUUGACUUGGUUUCACGAGAACAGUUUCUGUCAGACUUGUUAAGUCAUGUGCGGCUUCCUUUGAUUGCCACCGAUUACCUUAUACAGCGUGUGGAAAGAGACAUGAUCAUCAGAAACAAUGUCGCUUGUCGAGAUUUAAUAGACGAGGCAAAGAAUGUGAAACUUUAUCCUUCUUUGGUGAAAGUAAAUAUCAGAGCUCAACCACGCAAGUCCACUUCCGGAGCCUUAUUUUCAAUUGGUGGUCGUGGAAAGUCAGGCGAUCCUCUUCAGUGUAUUGAGUGCUAUGAUUGGUUCCACAACUGUUGGUUCCAGGUAGCAGAAGUUUCUACACCUCGAAGGCACGUGGCAGUAGCUUCUGUUGCAGGCAAGGUCUAUGCAAUUGGAGGACAUGAUGGCAGUCAACACCUUAAUACUGUGGAGUGUUUUAACCCUGAAAUUAACCAAUGGAAGAUAGUUGCGUCCAUGGAAAUUUCACGACGAGGAAUGUCUGCUGGUGUCCUGGAAGGAGUGAUUUAUGUUGCUGGAGGUCUGGACGAAACAACCUGCUUUGAUGCUGUAGAAAGAUAUGAUCCUGAAAAUGAUACUUGGAGCAUGGUGGCACCUAUGCUGAUGCCUCGAGGGGGAGUGGGUGUAGCAGGGCUGGGUGGUUACCUCUAUGCUGUUGGUGGUAAUGAUGGUGCUGCAUCUCUUCAGAGUGUGGAAAGGUACAACCCUCACACCAACAAAUGGAGCCGAGUUGCAUCCAUGAACCGCAGAAGAGCAGGUGUCGGUGUUGCUGUUGUGGGUGAGUUCUUGUAUGCAAUUGGUGGAUUUGAUGACUCUUCUCCUUUGGAUUCAGUUGAGAAGUAUGACCCACGUACCAACCAGUGGACCUAUGUGGCCAGCAUGACAACAUGUAGGGGAGGGGUGGGCGCUGGUGCAAUGGGAGGACGCUUGUGGGCAGUGGGAGGCCAUAAUGGUGAACAAUAUUUGAACUCAGUUGAGUCAUACAACCCUUUGGCUGAUCUUUGGGAGGAAGGUGCACCAAUGCAUGUGUUUCGUGCAGGUUCUGGGGUUGUUGGAAGCUUUUGCGAUGUUGAAGUGUUACGUAAUUCACAGGAUGCAAUUAAUCAUAGAUUAAAAGUAGAUGUUUAAACACUAAGGUAUUUGUCGUCAAGUUGUUGGUUUUGAGAAGGGGAUACAUUUGUACCUUGCAUGAAAAGGCCAAUAUUUUGGCUAAAAUUAGUGAAAUUUUAUUUAAGCAUUCCAUUAGAUGCAAUUCACUCUAUCUGAAGUGAUUCUUAAUAACAAUUUUUUUUUGUUAGUUUUUUGUUUAUUUUGUAUGUGGGAUUGUGCCAACAGGCAAAUUUCCUGGUUGAUGUCAAAACCAUAUAAAAUAUUUUUAUUUAUUUUGAUACUACCUUUGAAACAAACUUUGUAGAGGAAAUUCCACAUUAUGUUAUAUGACACUUGUUAACGCCUUUAUUUUCACAUCUAACUCAUUGUGAUUUUUUUGUUUGGUAUUUUAUUGAAAUGUUUCUGAAAAUGUUUUGGAACAUUCUUUUUACCAAAAAAGGACAUGGGGCAAAAUUUUAUAGUAAAUAAUGAUAGAAUUUGGAAAAAGAGUUGAAACAAAGAGAAAUGAAACAAACAACAAUGCUAAAUUUUUUUUAUGCCUCUUUACAAUUAGAUAGGAGGUGAUGUAUAAUGUUGCUGUGGGGUUGAUAAGAUUGUGAUAAGUUAGAAACAGUAGGAAACUGCAUUGAUUUUU